AUGGCGCCAUGGCCAGCACAAGGUAACGAACCUAAAGCCCCAGAUAGAAAUAAAACAAGUGAUAAUCGAACUGUAGAUAAUUUAAAAUCAAAAUCAGAACCGCCCGACGACAAAAAAUUAGUUAAAGGCAUUUCAAAGGAUGAUCAGCCAUUGCCAUUCGGUCGUUGA
This is a messenger RNA of Pediculus humanus corporis (human body louse), 168 nucleotides long. RefSeq lists its product as uncharacterized. The transcript has 2 exons. The record is from RefSeq and is a predicted model, not a curated record. The coding region runs from base 1 to 168 and encodes 55 amino acids. Lineage: Eukaryota; Metazoa; Arthropoda; Insecta; Psocodea; Pediculidae.